This is a messenger RNA of Penaeus vannamei (Pacific white shrimp), 692 nucleotides long. Lineage: Eukaryota; Metazoa; Arthropoda; Malacostraca; Decapoda; Penaeidae. The record is from RefSeq and is a predicted model, not a curated record.
AUCAAAUCAGAACAACUGAAAACAAGAAGAUCGAGCUGGAAUUGGAGAUCCCUGACAAGAUGGAACUCCUCAACAUCAAGGCCGAGACUUACCUUGUCAAAGCUAGGGGAAAGAAGAUGACUAAGAUUUCUCCUUCCUCCAUGAGAGAUGUCAGGAUUGAGCGCAAGUCCUGCAUUGCUGCUUUGGAACCAGUAUUUGGCCUCAAGGUGUGCUAUGACAUGAACUUCCCUGAUGUGUUCCGUGCUAAUGCCCUGCCACUUGGUGAACCAGCCAUCGCCAAGCUGUACGUUGAGAAGGCAGAUCCUUCCAUGAGAGGUUACUUAGUGACUGCUGCCAUCAAGAACAAGAGAGGUAACAAGCUCAUUAAGAUGAAUGUAGAAGCAGCUGGUGCCUCAACACCAAGAAGAGCAGAAAUGACCCUGUCCUACACCAAGGAAGAAGGAAGCCACAUUGUUUCUGCCAAGCUUGAUUCCUCCAGCAUUGCUGCAGGAGUGUGGACUACUCUCACCAACGAGCAAGGACACAAGGCAGUAGAGACUUAUGUCAACUUCAAAUAUGGUCAGACUGCUAUUUCUCGAGGCAUCAAGCUGGAAGCGAUUGCAAGGGAAGGAAGCGUGGGAGAGGAAUUCCAAGUGAACGUUUUCAGCAGCGGCACCAGGAGCUUCCCCUCUAAAUCUCAAAUUGUAGGCUAA